CUGUGGCGUGGGGGCUCCGUCCGUGGUUCUAGUUUUAGUUUUUAAAGUCUCGCGCUCAGACUAAAGUUUCCCUCCGCGCGCGUCUCUUCCUGUUUUAUCUCCUUCUUUUAACAGGAGUUAAGGAGCCCCUGGUUCACCUGGGCUUGGAUAGAAGCCCCCCCCCUUCCUGGAGCAACUUUUUAGAGGAGUUUUAUUAAAGCCUGUAGUCAUGGAGACAGCAGGCAGUCAGAGAGGGGCACAGGAAUAUCCUCAUCCUUUCAUCCAUGAGGUGAAGCUGAGCAGAGCUCAGACAAUCAGGGGGGUUAUCCUAGGCAGCGUCCUCGUCCCUCUCCGCAUCACGCUGGCAGCCUUAUUCUUCCUCAUCAUGUGGCCCAUAGCCCGGCUAAGACUGGCCGGCCUGUCCAAAGAAGAGCGAGCCCGGCCCGUCACAGGCUGGCGCCGCUGGCUUUUCCACCCCAUCAUCUGGCUCCUGAGCAGAGCCGUGUUCUUCUCCAUGGGCUUCCUGUGGGUCAGGGUCAAAGGUCGCAGGGCCGACCUGAAGGAGGCCCCGGUCCUGGUGGUGGCCCCCCAUAGCGGCUUUCUAGACAUGCUGGUUCUGUGCCCGACCCAGCUGGCCACUGUUGUGUCUCGGUCAGAGAACACCAGUCUGCCUGUCAUAGGAGCUCUGCUGGAGUUCAACCAGUCUGUGCUGGUGAGCAGGAAAGAUCCAGAGUCCAGGAAGAAGGCCGUCACUGAGCUCAUCGAGAGGCUGACCUCUAAAGGCUACUGGCCCCAGAUGCUCAUGUUCCCAGAGGGAACCACCACUAAUGGCCGAGCUCUCAUCAAGUUCAAGCCUGGUGCCUUUCUUGCUGGAGUCCCUGUCCAACCAGUGCUGCUACGUUACCCAAACAAACUGGAUACGGUUCGAUGGACGUACAAAGGAGCAUCAUGGACCGAGGCCGUGUGGCACACUGCUUCACAGUUUUACACAAACAUGACUGUUGAGUUCCUGCCUGUUUACAAACCAUCUGAGGAGGAGAAGCAGGAUCCCAACCUGUACGCUGACAACGUUCAGAGACUCAUGGCCAAGGCUUUAGGAAUCCCAGCCACAGACUAUGUGAUGGAGGGAAAAUUUCCAGUGAGCAAACUGGGUGGGUUGUCUCUGCCGCUUGUGUCUCCUGGCAGAGAAACGUUGUCUCUCCUGCAGAAAGCUGGGCUGCAAAAACAUGAGAUCGAGGCGGCUUUAGCCAGAAUGAUUGACAGGUGUCAGUCAGGAGGUCAGAGGUCAAAAGUCAGCGCAGAUGAGCUCAGCUCUAUUCUCUCUCUGAAGGACAGACAAACGGCUGUCUCCAUCUGUGGCUUAUACUCAAAGGAUGAAACAGUGGACCUCAGACAGCUUUACUUCAGUGUUUCACUGCUUACCAACUCCCACAACUUCACAGAGCUGAUCCACGCUGCUUUCACGAUAUUCGACCAGGAGGGAAAAGGCAGCCUGAAUGCAGAGGAGCUGUCAGACCUCAUGGGGGCGCUGCUCGGUAUUCCUCAGCAUAGCACCGGUGCUCUUUACGCCGAGGCGUCCAGUCUAGGCCUGCUUACUGAAGAAAACCUGCUGCGAGUGCUGACCACCCAUCCCACCUAUGGGAGACUGCUGAGCGACCUCCUGCAGCCCGAGGAGGCGGGCUCUCCGCACGCUCCAGCAGCCAAUGGGAAGGCUGUGAACAACAACCGAUUCACCCACAUCAUCAACGGGUCUCUGCACCACGGGAAGAAGUUUGAAUGAGUGUUUAGAUGACAGACGAUCCUACCAAGCGGAUCCACAGAUUUAUAUUUUUAUACGUUUUAUGACGGACAUUCAGGUAUUUUUGGAUGUAAUUUUAUGUCGAGCGUAACUUGCACAAAUGUGAAAACGCCUAAAGAGAAUCCAAGAUUUCCCCUCAGUGACUCUGAAGGUCUAAAUGUUUACUGCUGUGUUUUUAUCUUUUAAUAUUUGUUUUUGUGUUGUUUUUUUUCCACUGAAAGUUGAAAAUAAUUUAUAACCAUGUGACGUCAAUGUAAGACACAAAGGUGUUUGUCAGAAUAACUUAUCAUUGUAAAGUGUUUGUGAUGUAACUGAUUCUUAGUGUUUAUUUGGAGAAUAAA
This is a messenger RNA of Cyprinodon variegatus (sheepshead minnow), 2118 nucleotides long. RefSeq names its product lysophospholipid acyltransferase LPCAT4-like (gene lpcat4). The transcript is spliced from 13 exons. Bases 209 to 1759 code for a protein of 516 amino acids. Lineage: Eukaryota; Metazoa; Chordata; Actinopteri; Cyprinodontiformes; Cyprinodontidae. The record is from RefSeq and is a predicted model, not a curated record. Gene Ontology annotation, cellular component: endoplasmic reticulum. Gene Ontology annotation, biological process: phosphatidylcholine acyl-chain remodeling. Gene Ontology annotation, molecular function: calcium ion binding; 1-acylglycerophosphocholine O-acyltransferase activity.